Molecule: messenger RNA, 1218 nt
Organism: Epinephelus fuscoguttatus (brown-marbled grouper)
Lineage: Eukaryota; Metazoa; Chordata; Actinopteri; Perciformes; Serranidae
Product: adenosine receptor A1-like
Exons: 2
Coding region: 202-1185 (327 amino acids)
Biological process (GO): G protein-coupled adenosine receptor signaling pathway
Cellular component (GO): synapse; membrane; dendrite
Molecular function (GO): G protein-coupled adenosine receptor activity
Source: RefSeq, a predicted model, not a curated record
GGCCAGGUAGCGUUGAUGUUUCAUAUAAACCUCUGCAGCUGAGGUUCAUUUUUUUCUUUCGAUACAUAUAUUAUUAGGAGUGCUAAAAGGCUGGUGACUUCCUCAAAGGUUUCACAAAAACCCAGCACAUUCUGGCAGAGACUCACAUUCAGACUCGCCACAACGUUUUGACUAUCAAACAUUAGGCAAAUAGGCAGCACGAUGGAUGUGGGAGAAGUGAUCUACACCUUGUUGGAGGUGCUCAUUGCUGUUUGCUGCUGUCUUGGAAAUAUGUUGGUCAUUUUGGCACUGUGGACCGGCAAGAUCAUUCAGCAACCGACCUUCUGCCUUAUUAUCUGCCUGGCUGUGGCUGACUUUAUGGUUGGCUGUGUGGCCAUACCACUGGCUGUGUUGGUGGACGGACGAGUGAAGACUUCAUUCCAUGGUUGUCUCUUCAUCAGCUGUGUUGUCAUCCUGUUGACACUGGUCUCGGUUUUGUGUCUCACGGCUAUUGCAGUGGAUCGAUUCCUCAGGGUGUUUAUCCCUCUCAGGUACAAAAGGACUGUAACACAGAGACAUUCUUUGGUCGUCGUAGCAGCAUGCUGGCUUCUUGCAGUGCCAAUGAGUUUUUCUCCAAUGCUUGGAUGGUACAACCAUGAAACCUUGGCUGCGGCAGUCAACUCAACUAUUGUCUGCAGGUUUAUAGAUGUGAUCCCCAUGUCAUACCUGGUUUACUUCAGUUUUUUCCUCUGCACCCUGACACCUCUGUUGGUGAUGACUGUAUUGUAUGGCUACAUUUUCUGCAACAUCCGAGGAAACCUUCGAGACAAACCAGGCAACGGUGCCCAAAUCCAGUCUCAGAACUACCUGAAGAAAGAGAAACAGCUGGCAGGAUCUCUGUCUCUGGUCUUGGCUCUGUUUGCCCUGUCCUGGAUCCCUCUCCACGUUAUGAACUGCAUUGCUUACUUCAGUGGGCCGAAUAAUGUACCAGUAACAGCUUUCUAUGUCGGGAUCCUGCUCACUCAUGCUAACUCGGCUGUAAACCCAGUUGUGUAUGGGUUCAAAAUACAGAAGAUCAAGACAGCGUACCUGAAGCUGUGGAGACGGUAUACUGCAUGUGGAGAAGAUUAUCAAGGCUCUCAGACAAGCCAGACAACAGACAACAAUCUCAGCAGUAACAUCAACAGUGUGGCCAAAAAUGAGUGAAUGAAGAUUUCCUUCUUUGUUCUUGAUGACCAU